Molecule: messenger RNA, 240 nt
Organism: Rotaria sordida
Lineage: Eukaryota; Metazoa; Rotifera; Eurotatoria; Philodinida; Philodinidae
Source: the annotation of a GenBank genome assembly
AUGAUUUAUCGACUUUCUUUAAUUCAAACAGAUGCUGAACGAAUUACAUGUCAAGAACAAAUCGAUCGAUCAACUAAUUUUAUUGUUUAUUCUGUCGAUCAAUUAUGGACUGGUCUUGAAUUAUUACAAGAAUUACAUUUAGAAUAUCGUAUGGAUAUUAAUGAAAUAAAACCUUGGUCAUGUUCAUCAAUUGAAUUAUUUUUUAUUGUUAAUGGUGGCGAAAAUGAUGAUGAUAAAUGA